AUGGUAGAAACACAUGAAACUUUAUUAAGAGUUACAAAUUUUAUAUAUGGCGGUGCAUUAUUAACAUCACCUUUUUGGGGAACCGGUGUAUUAUUAGCAACAGUAAUGAUGAAUGAUAGCUCAAGGUUUAAAACCCGUUUUCAAAUGGGUUGUUUGUUAUCUUUAGUAGCAGAACCAAUUUCAUUAAUCUAUACAUUAUCAUAUCAAAACUCAUAUGGUUUUAAUAAAAGUGUAUCAUUCUUACCAUUACUUCCUUUAGCAUCAUAUGUUGGCUGUUUCUUUUUAUUCUGGAACGAUAAAAUAGAUAAAGAUGAUAAAUAA
Molecule: messenger RNA, 321 nt
Organism: Dictyostelium purpureum
Lineage: Eukaryota; Evosea; Eumycetozoa; Dictyosteliales; Dictyosteliaceae
Exons: 3
Coding region: 1-321 (106 amino acids)
Source: RefSeq, a predicted model, not a curated record